ACAAAAAAAAAAAAAAAAACCAUUCGGAGCUCGUUAAAGUGGGGAAGAGCUAAAGCUUAAGUUUUUGAAAUCUUUUAUAAACUGAAGCUCUAAUAAGAGUUUUUGUUGUUCCAUAAUCUUUGAUUUCAUCAAUGGGGAGAGGAGGAGGAGGAGGACAAGAGAACGGUGCUCGAGAAAUCGUUAGUCCUCGACGUACCAAUCGACAAGUGUUCCCAGCGUGGGCUAAAGAUGUUGCAGAAUGUGAAAAACACUUCGGAGUGAACAAAAAAAUUGGUCUUCGAUCCAAUGAAGUAGAGAAGAGGAUCUUAACUUAUGGCUACAACGACUUGGAGAAGCAUGAGUCCCAGUCGAUUUGGGCUUUGGUGCUCGACCAGUUCAACGACACUUUGGUUCGAAUCCUACUUGUUGCGGCGGUGAUUUCCUUUAUUCUUGCCUGGUAUGAUGGCGAGGAGGGAGCUGAGAAGGAAAUCACUGCCUUUGUGGAGCCGUUAGUGAUUUUCUUGAUCCUUAUUGUGAACGCGAUUGUUGGAGUUUGGCAGGAAAACAAUGCGGAAAGGGCACUCGAAGCGCUUAAGGAGAUUCAAUCCGAGCACGCCGCUGUUAUUCGAGAUGGCAAGAGGAUUGCUAAUCUUCCUGCCAAGGAGCUCGUGCCUGGUGAUAUUGUCGAGCUCAAGGUUGGUGACAAAGUCCCUGCAGAUAUGCGUGUAUUGCAAUUGAUUAGCUCGACUUUGAGGAUCGAACAGGGGUCUCUAACUGGAGAGAGUGCGGCUGUGAAUAAGACCACUAAAGCUGUCCCAGAAGACUCUGACAUUCAAGGAAAAAGGUGUAUGGUUUUUGCUGGAACCACAGUUGUGAAUGGGAAUUGCGUUUGCUUGGUUACUCAGACUGGAAUGGAAACAGAGAUUGGGAAAGUGCACGAGCAAAUUCAAGAGGCUUCGCUAUGCGAAGAAGACACGCCUUUGAAAAAGAAACUCAAUGAGUUUGGUGAAACUCUGACAAAAAUAAUUGGAGUUACGUGUGCGGUUGUGUGGAUUAUAAAUGUGAAGUACUUUCUCACUUGGGAUUACAAUGAAAAUGGGUGGCCUAAGAAUUUCAAGUUUUCAUUGGAGAAGUGUACUUAUUACUUCGAGAUUGCCGUGGCAUUGGCUGUGGCUGCUAUCCCCGAAGGAUUACCGGCUGUUAUUACAGCGUGUUUGGCACUAGGGACGAGAAAGAUGGCUCAGAAGAAUGCCCUUGUGAGGAAGCUGCCAAGUGUUGAAACUCUUGGAUGUACCACUGUGAUUUGUUCUGAUAAAACUGGUACAUUGACUACUAAUCAGAUGGCAGUGUCGAAGCUUGUGGCUAUGGGGAGCAGUGUUGAUAGCUUGCGAUCGUUUAAGGUUGAUGGCACUACAUACAAUCCAUUUGAUGGUAAAAUACAUGAUUGGCCAACUGAUUUUGAUGCUAAUCUUCAAAUGAUUGCUAAAAUCUCUGCUCUAUGCAAUGAUGCUGACAUUGCUCAAGCAGAGUAUAAGUACAUGGCCCAUGGCAUUCCUACUGAGGCAGCUCUGAAGGUUUUGGUUGAGAAGAUGGGCCAUCCUGAAGGAUCUAAAUUUGAUGAAGCACCGAUGACACCAAAAUCUCCUAAAUCACCAAAGAAUGAUGUGCUACGUUGCUGCCAGCUGUGGAAUGAAAAUGAACCUCGGAUUGCAUCUCUUGAGUUUGACCGUGAUAGGAAGUCCAUGGGUGUUAUUGUGAAUUCACGUACAGGGAAGAAGUCAUUGCUAGUGAAGGGUGCUGUAGAAAAUGUAUUAGAGAGGAGCACUAGGAUUCAGUUGCUUGAUGGUUCUGUUUUACCACUGGAUCAGAAUACAAGGAAACUCAUUGUAGAUGCCCUUCAGGAGAUGUCUACUGGUGCAUUACGCUGUCUUGGUUUUGCAUACAAGGAAGAGCUUGGUGAGUUUGAAACCUACGAUGGUGAAGAUCACCCAGCCCAUGCACUUUUACUUGAUCCAUCCAAUUAUCCAUCAAUUGAGAGUGACCUCAUUUUUGUUGGUUUGGCCGGACUGAGGGAUCCUCCUAGGGAAGAGGUUUUCCAAGCAAUUAAGGACUGCAGAGCAGCUGGGAUUCGUGUUAUGGUUAUUACAGGAGAUAAUAAGAAUACAGCAGAAGCUGUAUGUCAAGAAAUUGGCGUAUUUGGACCUAAUGAAGACAUAGUUUCAAAAAGUUUAACAGGAAAACAGUUCAUGGAACUGAAAGAUCAGAAAGGCCAUCUAAGACAAAACUGUGGUCUCCUAUUUUCUAGGGCUGAACCAGGGCACAAACAAGAGAUUGUGAGGUUGCUGAAAGAGGAUGGAGAGGUGGUUGCCAUGACCGGUGAUGGGGUGAAUGAUGCACCUGCCUUGAAACUCGCUGAUAUUGGGAUUGCAAUGGGCAUUUCUGGAACAGAGGUUGCGAAAGAAUCUUCAGACAUGGUGUUGUCAGAUGAUAAUUUCAGUACAAUUGUCUCUGCUGUUGGUGAAGGCAGAUCUAUCUACAACAACAUGAAGGCUUUUAUCAGGUACAUGAUUUCCUCCAACAUUGGUGAGGUUGCCUCUAUAUUUCUAACAGCAGCUUUAGGUGUUCCAGAAGGCCUGCUACCUGUUCAACUUCUGUGGGUCAAUCUUGUUACAGAUGGGCCACCUGCAACUGCUCUGGGAUUUAAUCCUCCAGAUAAGGAUGUAAUGAAGAAACCUCCUCGUAGAAGCGAUGACUCUCUAAUCAGUGCCUGGACUUUAUUCCGUUAUCUGGUCAUUGGGCUGUAUGUUGGGAUGGCAACAGUUGGUAUAUUUAUCAUUUGGUAUACUUGUGGUUCCUUCCUGGGCAUUGACCUUAGUGGAGAUGGUCACACCUUGGUCACAUAUUCACAACUUACCAAUUGGGGGCAGUGCUCAACCUGGACAAAUUUUACUGCUUCACCCUUCACAGCAGGCAAUCAACUUGUUUCUUUCGAUGACCCCUGCGAUUAUUUCAAAGCUGGGAAAGUGAAAGCCAUGACACUCUCACUCUCUGUGUUGGUUUCCAUUGAAAUGUUCAACUCCCUCAAUGCCCUUUCCGAGGAUGGAAGCCUGUUAACAAUGCCCCCAUGGGUCAACCCUUGGCUCCUUUUGGCCAUGUCUGUCUCAUUUGGCCUGCACUUCUUGAUCCUCUAUGUCCCAUUCCUGUCACACGUAUUUGGCAUCGUGCCCCUCAACUUGAAUGAAUGGCUCUUGGUUUUCAUAGUUGCAUUCCCUGUGAUUCUGAUUGAUGAGGUUCUGAAGUUCAUAGGGAGAUGUAAAAGUGGGUCUCAAGCAUCGACUAGAAAGACGGCAAAAAAACCCAAGUCAGAAUGAGACAACUUGUGGAGAUACAGUUCAUAAAACCCAUUUUACAACGAGGAUGACCUGGGCCUUGAAUAACUGGCUUCACUAUAAUAAUUUUCCUUUCAUUUUACUUUCCUUGUUUUUGUACAUAAAAGACUCAAUUCCCUCCCCUCCACUUUUUGUUGUAAACAAAAUAUAUGCAGCUUCUAUAUAUCUAAUCAUGUAUACCUAUAAUGUCAGUUGAAGAUUUUGGAUCUUCUCAAUAUUAAUGAAUUGAUAAAUAAAAAGAAACCAACACAUAGAUUUGUGGGGUUCGACAGCUUGCUUA
This is a messenger RNA of Quercus lobata, 3648 nucleotides long. Its product is annotated as calcium-transporting ATPase 1, endoplasmic reticulum-type-like. The transcript is spliced from 8 exons. The record is from RefSeq and is a predicted model, not a curated record. Bases 132 to 3350 code for a protein of 1072 amino acids. Lineage: Eukaryota; Viridiplantae; Streptophyta; Magnoliopsida; Fagales; Fagaceae. Gene Ontology annotation, cellular component: membrane. Gene Ontology annotation, molecular function: ATP hydrolysis activity; ATP binding; transporter activity.